UCCGGGGAGUGUGGUGAGCACCUCGGAGCUCUGCGCUGGGCCCGACGCCGGGAGGCGCCACCCAACCCGCCGACUCCCCGGCUUUGCCCAGGAUGCCAGAGGCCACGACCUCCUGCCAGGACCUGAAGCGAUGGAAGAAGCAGCAGCCAGUGCGCCGCACGGUCAGUCAGAUUUGCCCGCCCCCGCGGCGGCCCCUGACCGUGGUCGACAUCCGGCCUGGCAUGGAGAACGAGAGGCUGGGGGUCGUGCGGGAUUCCAUGUUUCAGAACCCGCUCAUCGUCAAGGCUGAACUUGGGAAGCCCCGGGAAAGAAGCUGCAGUUUGCCUGGAAUUAAUUUUAAUUAUGGACUCUACGUCCGGGGGCUGGAUGGAGGGGUCCCUGCAGCCAUUGGGCACUGGAAUGUGUUUAAGCAGCAGCCCACCUGCCCCCAAGAGCUGACCCGGAAUUACAUUGCAAUGAACCGUGGAGCCGUGAAAGCUGGCCUGGUCACCGCCCGGGAGAAUUUCCUCUACCGUCAGCUCAACGAUAUCCGCAUCAGCGACCAGGAUGACCGGCGCCUGAAGAAGGAACCACCCUCUCUCCCUCCAAACAUGACGUUUGGGAUCCGGGCACGGCCUUCGACACCCUUCUUUGAUCUGCUGCAGCACCGGUACCAGCAGCUCUGGGUGCAGGAACAGAAGGCCACCCAAAAAGCCAUUAAAAUGGAGAAAAAGCACAAGGUGAUCCUUGGGAAGCUGUACGAGACCCGGAGCAGUCAGCUGAGGAAGUACAAGCCGCCGGUAAAGCUGGAUGCCCUCUGGCAUAUGCCCCACUUCCAGAAGGUGGGCCCCCAUCUGGAUACGUUCCCCACUGAGGCCGAUCGCCAGAGAGCAUUCAAAGCCCACCGGGAAGGGCACGCCGUGCGCCAAGGGACCCUGCGGAUGGGCAACUACACCCACCCCUAGACCCUCACCUUCUCAACACAGUAGAAAAUGCCCCCAAAGAACAAACCUUUCUUGCCCCAACUCACAUAAGACACUCCCCCAUUUUUAUGGGGGGUUCUGCUUCUGCCAAGACCUCAGAUUCAGGUCUUAGGUUAAUUAUUUUUGGUAAGAUCACCCCCUUUUUAGGUUAGCCAUCACUGGUCUUCCCUUUGUCCCAGUGACCCACUCCUCUACCUGGACAUGCCCCCUCUUCUGGCAGGCUCGUCCUGCCUCCCUUCUCCAGCCCUCACCUGUGAAGAUCAAUCCAAAUUACAAGGCACUUUUUUAGACUCCAGGCUAAGGGUAGAUUCCACGGCUCUGCCCAUUAAGUGUUAAGAGCAACCCUUGUUUUUCCUGCAGAAAACACGACAGAAACAUGCUUGGAAAGCCCUGGUUUCAUAUUCCAAACAUGAGUUUUUGUUGCUCUUUCUGGGGUGGCUGAUAUCUUAUCAGAGCAGUCUCUCCUCUCUAGGCCCCCCAACAACAGCAAAAGCCAAUGGCUCAUUGCCCAGGGCCUGCCCCUGCCUCUUCAGUGCCAGGGCCCUGUCACUCAGGCAGGCCAAGGCGGGCUUCCUCCACUGUGUGGCUUUGGAAUAUUAACCUCCUCUCCAAGGAGAGAGCCUUCCGGGCAAGUGGGCACGCUGAAAGUACACGCGCUAAGGAACUUAGCCAACCUCCUGGGCAUUUCUUAACUCAAUCUUUCUGCCUGUUCUUUGGCUUGUCCCACAAAUUGUGUGUUGGUCUAUUUUAAAUUAAAAAUGCUAUUUGUCAUUCUC
Choloepus didactylus (southern two-toed sloth) is the source of this 1738-nucleotide messenger RNA. RefSeq names its product cilia and flagella associated protein 77 (gene CFAP77). The record is from RefSeq and is a predicted model, not a curated record. The coding region runs from base 93 to 944 and encodes 283 amino acids. The transcript has 6 exons. NCBI's taxonomy places the organism in Eukaryota, Metazoa, Chordata, Mammalia, Pilosa, Megalonychidae.